Molecule: messenger RNA, 2088 nt
Organism: Amphiprion ocellaris (clown anemonefish)
Lineage: Eukaryota; Metazoa; Chordata; Actinopteri; Pomacentridae
Gene: pcolceb
Product: procollagen C-endopeptidase enhancer b
Exons: 9
Coding region: 74-1843 (589 amino acids)
Molecular function (GO): protein binding
Source: RefSeq, a predicted model, not a curated record
GCACUGCCUCUCCCUCCUUCCCUCCUGCUUCUCCUUCUCCUCUCUCGUCUUUCCUAAUCUGGAGGACAGCAGGAUGGAGGGCAGGGUGUGGACUGUGUGCCUCCUUGUCAGUUUGACAUUGGGAUGGACCGAUGCUCAGAGUAACACCACAAACUUAAGGCCAGUCUUCGCCUGUGGAGGCCACCUGGUCACAGACUCGGGCAUCGUGGCCAGCGAAGGUUUCCCCAGUUUCUACAAACCCAACAGUAAAUGCACCUGGUACAUCACUGUCCCUGAGGGUCACGUGGUCAUGCUGUCUUUCCGCCUCUUCGACAUGGAGGCCGACCCCACUUGUCGCUAUGACUACCUGGACGUCUACAACGGUCACUCCCGCUUGGUGCAGAAGCUGGGCCGUUUCUGUGGGACGUUCAGGCCCGGUGCCCUCAUCUCCACCUCCAACACCAUGAUGCUGGAGAUGGUGUCGGACGAUGCCACCGGGGGAAGAGGCUUCCUGGCUUCCUUCAAUGCAGGGAAGCCACAUAUGGAAGAGAAUCAGUUUUGUGGAGGACGGCUGACAAAAGCGCAGGGCUCGGUCAAGACGCCCAACUGGCCCAACUCUAAUUACCCAGCAGGUAUCAGCUGCUCCUGGCACAUCUCCGUAGAGCCGAGCAAUGUGAUCGAGGUGAAGUUUGAGAAGUUGGAUUUGGAGGCUGAUACGUACUGCCGUUAUGACUACGUGGCAUUGUUUAACGGGGGAGAGACCGACGACUCAAGGAGGAUCGGGAAGUUCUGCGGUGACAGAGUACCAGGGGCUAUAGUGACAAAUGGUAACGAGCUGCUUGUCCAGUUUGUGUCUGACCUCAGCGUGACCUCAGAUGGAUUCAUGGCCCACUAUUCCAGUGUGCCCCGUGGGUCCCGAAGACCCUCUGCUGGAGGGGAUUUCAUCUUCAGACCUCAGACCACCUCCCUGCCACAAAAGCCAACCAUGAGGCCAAACAAGCCUACCAAACCAACACCUAAGCCAAAUCCCAAACCAACUCUGAGACCAACUCUGAAACCAACUCCGAAACCGAGGCCUGGUCUCGUGGUUAAAUCCACCCCAAAACCAAGCAAAAAACCAGCAGGGAGGACAUCCCUGGUUAAAAAACCUCCACUCCGCAAACCUACUGCCAAGCCUGCAGUCAAGCCAACACCUAAACCCAAACCAGCUAAACCCACACCAAAGCUACCUGUUAAAAAGCCUACAACUAAACCUGGAGCUAGGCCUACACCGAAACCUAAGAUCGUUAAGCCAACCAUUAAAGCUAAACCCACACGUAAACCUGCCCUGAAGCCCACUGUAAAACCCAGUGUCAAACCAGUGAAGCCAACCCCUAAGAGUAGAGUUAAACCGACAACUAAACCUAAGAUGAAGCCGAAACCAUCACCUAAACCAGGACUAAGCAAGACUGUGACGAGGAAGCCUGCAGUGAGCAAGAAACCUAUACCGCUGAACCCACUGUGUACACAAGCCUGUAAGAGGACAGGAACUCUCCAGUCCAACUUCUGCCCUCAUGACUUUGUAAUUACAGGUAAGGUUACACUUUUGGCCCCGGGCCCAGGGGGUUCUGCAACAGUCGAGGUGUCCCUGAUCAAGGCCUAUAAGACAGGACGCCUCAACAUCACCAAAUCAGGACCCGUCAUGUCGGUCACAAUGACCUCCACCUGCAAGAGAUGUCCUGGGCUAACCAAAGGCCUGAACUAUGUGUUGAUGGGAAAAGUGGAUGAACAGGGCAACGGCCACCUCACCCCCUCCAGUUUCACCCUCCUCUACAAGCCCAUUCAUGCCAAAGCACUGGCCGUCCUCGCUCACAAAUCGUGCUGACAUCACAGCCUAAUCCACCAAUCAUAUUCAGAGCCAUGACUCUACAAUAAGUUCACUUUACAUAGAAGUUGAAAAUAUUAUCAGCAAUAACCAGCAAGGUUUUUUACAUGAUAAAAUAUUGUUGUGAAAAUCAGUAACAUUUUAAACAUGAAUUAUUACUUUUUGUAUUUUGUGUGUAAAUUAUAUAUUAAUGAUAUAAUAUUUCUGUGUUAAAAGAUGCUUAAUAAACACAGUGGUUGGAUUCA